GGCAGAGAGCGGAGGAGCGGAGAGGAACGGAGCCCGCAGGCGAGUCCCGGGGCGGCGGCAUGGCGGCGGAGCGCGGCUGGAGACUAUACCUUCUGUAAAGCUUUGUGGAAGAUAAAUGUGUGUGCUGCAAUGGUGACAUAAAUAUUUAAGAGGACUGGAGCAAGUUGUUGAGAAUCUGUGUGUAUUUUUAAUGCUGCUGUUGAGGGCAAUCUAAGACAAGUAAACAACAUGAGUUUUAUCAUGAAACUUCAUAGACAUUUUCAAAGAACAGUUAUUUUGCUGGCCACUUUUUGUACGGUGAGCAUUGUUAUUUCUGCAUACUACUUGUACAACGGCUACAAACAAGAAAAUGAACUUUCUGAAAUCUCUUCAGAAGUGGAAUGUGGUGAUCUUCCACUGUUUUCAUACAAGCUGAUGGAGAUGAAGACCAUGAAGUCUAUUGAUCCACUGAGGACAGAUCUUGUAGUGCUGGUGUUUGUGGAAAGUCAAUAUUCCACAUUAGGCCAAGAUAUAAUAACUGUUUUAGAAUCUAGCAGAUUUCAGUAUCACAUUGAAAUUGCAUCGGGAAAAGGUGACCUCCCAGUGCUUAUAGACAAAAAUAAGGGCAAAUAUGCUCUCAUAGUGUACGAAAAUAUUCUAAAGUAUGUGAAUAUGGACUCUUGGAACAGAGGUCUUCUAGAUAAGUAUUGCGUAGAAUACGGCGUAGGGGUUAUUGGAUUUCACAAAGGCAAUGAGAACAGCUUGCAGAGCUUUCAGUUGAAGGGCUUUCCUUUUCAUGUCCAUAGCAAUCUGGGUGUUAAGGACUGUUGCAUUAACCCUUAUUCCCCACUGCUCCAUGUGACUAAAUCCUCUAAGCUUGAGAAAGGUCCUUUGCUUGGAAAUGAUUGGGCAGUUUUCCAGAUUAAUCAUACAGCUUACCAACCAGUGAUAUUUGCAAAAGUAAAGACACCAGAAAACCUUUUGCCACCUGCUGCUAAAAGUGCUCUCCAUGCCACAGUAAUUCAUGACCUGGGUCUCCACGAUGGGAUACAACGAGUCCUUUUUGGCAAUAACUUGAAUUUUUGGCUGCACAAGCUGAUUUUCAUAGAUGCCAUCUCUUUUCUGUCUGGAAAGAAGCUCAAACUGUCCUUGGAUAGGUACGUUCUGGUUGAUAUAGAUGACAUCUUCGUUGGGAAGGAAGGAACAAGAAUGAAUGCCAAUGAUGUACAGGCUUUGCUUGACACUCAGAAUCUUUUGAGAACUCAGAUAACAAAUUUUACGUUCAAUCUGGGAUUUUCAGGGAAAUUUUAUCACACAGGCACUGAGGAGGAAGAUGAAGGUGAUGACCUGCUGUUGAGAUCUGUGGAUGAGUUUUGGUGGUUUCCCCAUAUGUGGAGUCACAUGCAGCCUCAUCUCUUUCACAAUGAGUCAUCACUGGUGGAGCAGAUGAUCCUCAACAAAAAAUUUGCCUUAGAACAUGGUAUUCCAACUGAUAUGGGCUAUGCAGUGGCUCCUCACCAUUCUGGAGUAUAUCCAGUGCAUGUUCAACUUUAUGAUGCCUGGAAAAAGGUCUGGAAUAUCAGAGUUACUAGCACAGAAGAAUACCCACAUCUGAAGCCUGCGAGGUAUAGACGAGGUUUCAUCCACAAAAAUAUAAUGGUGCUUCCUAGGCAAACUUGUGGCUUAUUCACCCACACUAUUUUCUAUAAAGAGUAUCCUGGAGGCCCAAAGGAACUAGACAAAAGUAUCCAAGGUGGAGAGUUGUUCUUCACAGUGGUUCUCAAUCCAAUUAGCAUCUUCAUGACACACUUGUCUAAUUAUGGAAAUGACCGCUUGGGGCUGUAUACGUUUGUGAAUCUGGCCAACUUUGUUCAUACCUGGACAAACCUGAAACUGCAAACUCUUCCUCCAGUUCAGCUGGCUCGCAAGUACUUCGAGCUAUUCCCUGAGCAAAAGGACCCACUCUGGCAGAAUCCCUGUGAUGACAAACGGCACAGAGAUAUCUGGUCUAAAGAAAAAACCUGUGAUCGAUUACCAAAAUUCUUGGUUGUAGGACCUCAGAAAACUGGUACCACCGCCUUGUAUUUGUUCCUGAUCAUGCAUCCUUCCAUCAUUAGUAACUCCCCCAGCCCAAAAACCUUUGAGGAGGUACAGUUCUUUAAUAGAAAUAACUACCACAGGGGGAUUGAUUGGUACAUGGAUUUCUUCCCUACUCCUUCCAAUGUCACCACUGACUUCCUCUUUGAGAAAAGUGCCAACUAUUUUCAUUCUGAGGAAGCUCCUAAGCGAGCUGCUUCCCUCAUUCCCAAGGCCAAGAUCAUCACUAUUCUCAUCGACCCAUCUGAUCGGGCGUAUUCCUGGUAUCAGCAUCAGCGCUCACAUGAAGAUCCUGCAGCCCUGAAAUUCAGUUUCUAUCAAGUGAUCACAGCUGGACCUCGAGCCCCUUCUGAACUUAGAGCUCUCCAGAAGAGAUGCCUAGCACCUGGAUGGUACGCUACACAUAUUGAGAGAUGGCUAACUUACUUCCCACCUUAUCAGUUGCUAAUUAUUGAUGGACAGCAGCUAAGAACUGACCCCUCUACUGUAAUGGAUGAAGUACAGAAAUUUUUGGGAGUCUCUCCUCAUUAUAAUUACUCAGAAGCCCUAACGUUUGAUUCACAUAAAGGUUUCUGGUGUCAGCUUCUGGAAGAAGGAAAGACCAAAUGCCUUGGAAAGAGCAAAGGUAGAAAAUACCCUCCUAUGGAUUUGGAGUGCAGGGCUUUUCUGUCAAGCUACUACAGAGAUCAUAAUGUGGAGCUGUCAAAACUCCUACACAAACUGGGACAACCUCUGCCGUCGUGGCUGAGACAGGAACUACAGAAAGUAAGAUAGCACUGAAAAAAUACAUUUUUGAAAUCUCUUCCACACUUCUGUCAUCCUACCCAAAGUCCAGUAGCUACCAGACAGUCUUGUAAAAUAUACCUCUGCAAAAAAUUGUAAAAGACAGAAAUUAUUUCCAUAUGCUGGCAUGUGGAUUGUGAAAAUACACGUGUUUCUUAGCGUACUGGUGGGACAAAUCUUUCUCAUAAACAUUUCUGGGCCUGUGGAGUUGUGGACUACUGUGCACGUAUGUGGAAGUUAACUGCAGCUGGUAUAUGCUUCAGAGAUACAUACCUGUCCAAUUUCAUGGUAAAUACUUACAUUUUUAUAUAUGAGUUUUAAAGUAUCGUGUCUCAUGUAGGUUUUGUAGCCCACUGUUAGACUGCUGUUUUUCCUAGUAUUUGAUUAUUGUGUCUUGCAUAAAAUAAGAAAAUUUAAUGUAGCAUAAAAUGCCAAGUGUACUUCUGCCAUUGGAAUCAGCUUGCUAAUACCUGAAGUAUAUUCUACUAAGUGUGAGAAGUACAGUUAUCACACAUUACUUACGUGUGCACAGCAACAAAAUCUGGAAUCCACAGGCAAAAGCAGUGUAGAAAAGAAAAAGAAAAUUACCUAUAGCCUGUAAAAAUAAAUCUUUACAAUGCAGUAAGGGCCUUUGUUCAUAAUCAGCCUGAUUUUGCAAUGACUGAAAUUGCAAAAUACAGAAUGUAUGCUGAAUCUGAACAGAAAUGUAAUUGGAUACAUAAAGCACUAAUGCUGCAAUAAAAUCCUUGUGAGCAGUGUUAUACUUCAGCAAUUGUGAACCAGACUGAAACAGUACAAUCAACAGUCUUUCACUGGCUUCUCUGAGCAGCCAAAUUUUGAUACUGCACUCUGGUCUUACAUCGCUGUGAAUCAGAAAUUACUCCACUGAAAUGAAUGAAAAAUUGAUAAAGAGCAGAAACAGAAUCAUACUUAGACUGCCUUAAUUUGCACUACUGGUUUUCCUUAAUUUAUUUGCCUUCAACCUGUGCUGUGUGUUUUCCAAGGUCCCUCAACCUGAUCAAACCUGUAGCAUCUUGCGGUGACCUUCAACUUAUAUCAGCUGCAAAAAUCUGAUUUCUAGAUGAAAAUAAUGAUUCUAGCUCCACACAUCUUAAAAAAGCUUGGUAUUAAAGUUUAGAAAUAAGCUUUAGGAAAGAGAAAUUAAGACAGUUUAUGGUAGAAAAUUAGUCUCCAAUCAUGAAAAAACACACAUAUCCAGCCUUACAUUUGUGAUACAUUUCAGUGACACACCUCAUAAUUCAUCAGUUUAAAUGUGAGAUAAAGUCUAAUCAGCCGUUCUUAAAAGUUGAAAAAGAUCAUUGAAAAUUUCAGCUGAGUAUGGCCUUCAGGUUUCUCCACUAAACUUUGGCUCUGAAUGUUUCUAAAGGCAUAAAGAGGUAGGGAAUACAAAAGAUUACUGCAGUACUAAAUGAAAUGCUUUCACAGUAGCUUUGUAUUAUUAUCAUAAUUUGUUUUAGGAUGAACUGUUAAAAUAUGCAUCAAAUGGUGGAAAAAAAUUUGUAUGUCUCGGUGCUGUUUUACAACCUUUAUGUAAUCAUAUAAUUUAACUUUCAAGAUAAUGGUAUGGAAACCAGUCUGUUAUUCCCUAAAUAGAAAACAGAUGUUGAGAUCCUUACUGUAACUUUAGCCGGUAAUUUUGAAUAUUUAUUGAUUUUGUCUGUGUAGUACCUGGUUUUGAUAGGCUUGUAAAGAAAAAAUCCAGACAGAUUUACUAUAUAUAACAAUAUUCUUUACACAGCACAUUUUUGCUAAGGGAAUAUGCAUGAUUAAUGAUGAGGACCUACCAGAGUAGACUUCUAAGAAGAACAUCUUUAUUAUUUAUAAGAGAAGAAAAAUUUUCAUUUCAUUUCAGAUAUUCACUGUUAUAUAGGUCUGAGCCAAAAUCUGACUUGUUUUAAAAUACUCUUAUUUGAUAAAAGAAAUGCUUUGAAUUCGGAAUAUCUGUAAAGUGCAGAUCCUCUGCAUGCUAUGAGCAGCUUGUGUCCUACAAGCAUCUAAUAUGGAUUUGUUACAAGUAAAUUGAAUAACUGGGAGAAAUACCUGCGGUUUUCAUCCAGACAUGAUUGAUUUUAUCCUUAAUAUAACCUGAUGUAACAUCACUCAGACAUUUAAAGUAGAAGAAAAUUGUAAAUCAGAAGAAAAUGGGAAAAAGCACUACAAAAUGCCUGAGAUUUUCACAAAUUAAAUGCUUCCUACACACUGGAAGAAUGGGCUUCAGCCACAUUUGUACUUCCGUCUUUGUUAUCGGAAACUAAGUAAGUAAGUAAGUUAUUGGAGAAUAAGUAAGCACCAAGGAUAGAGCAGUGACUGAGGAGUGCACGUUGAUUGCCCUCUAGGUAUUUUGCAGCAGACAAGGUGACAUGCCUCAGAUCUGUGGCUUUUUCUGUGAUGUUUGUUAGGAAUCUGGUCAAAUAGCCAAUGGCAGUCACCACAUAGCACUGGGAUGAUAAGCCCCCCCACAGGCAGCUCCUUGGCCCUGGCUGGACCAAGAUUAGUUUGUCCUUUGCGAAGAAGUGCUGUAAUCAGUCUUAAGUCCUGAUGAGGAGCAGUAGGAUGCAGCCCUUCCACUGUCUCGGUAGCCUUCCUAAAGAUGGAAUAAAGGAAAAUCUUCAUUGAAUUCCUGUGGUAGCUUUGGGUCAGUCCUGUGAGCAAAGUAAUGUGACCUUUUGGCCCAGGAGCUGCAUAUCUGAAAGGGUAUUAUCUUGAAUCUUAAUUCACGGAUCCUAUUGAGAUGCAUCUGUCGAGUGCUAGCAUCUCUAGAUGCAGAGCACGAGCUGCUUGUAAGCUAGGUUCACUAAGUCCUUUCAGACUCAAUAGCAAUAGAGAAGUAAAGCCUAACCACUAGAGAUCUUUGCAGUUCUGGUUUUGUGAUGUUUGGUUAUUGCUGGUUUAUAUAA
Messenger RNA from Phasianus colchicus (ring-necked pheasant), 5777 nucleotides. RefSeq names its product bifunctional heparan sulfate N-deacetylase/N-sulfotransferase 3. Gene Ontology annotation, molecular function: deacetylase activity; hydrolase activity; heparan sulfate N-sulfotransferase activity. Gene Ontology annotation, cellular component: Golgi apparatus. Lineage: Eukaryota; Metazoa; Chordata; Aves; Galliformes; Phasianidae. The record is from RefSeq and is a predicted model, not a curated record.